CUGCCGGCUGGUGCUGGAACAAGGACAGCUGAAGCGAGGUAGAGGGGCAGCCAGUGUCUCCUGGCCUGUGGGAGCCGACCUCUCCCCACAGGGAGCCAGGGGGUCCUGAGCAGGAGGGGGCAGCCCACACAGCACGGACUCGGGAGACUCCACGUGGGGGCCCCACCGUUAGUCUGUCACCAUGGGUGAAAUAGAACAGAUGAAGCAAGAGAGCGAGCAGCUCAAGAAGCAGAUUGAGGAUGCACGAAAAGCUUGCGCUGACACUACACUUGCUCAGCUCGUUUCUGGGAUUGAAGUGGUUGGGCGCAUACAGAUGCGCACACGGCGGACCCUGCGUGGACACCUGGCCAAGAUUUACGCUUGUCACUGGUCCACUGAUUCCAAGCUCUUGGUCAGUGCCUCACAAGAUGGGAAGCUCAUUGUAUGGGACACAUACACAACAAACAAGGUUCAUGCCAUCCCUCUCCGCUCCUCCUGGGUCAUGACCUGUGCCUAUGCCCCGUCAGGGAAUUUUGUGGCCUGUGGAGGUCUUGACAACAUGUGCUCAAUCUACAAUCUCAAGAGCCGUGAAGGGAACGUGAAAGUGAGCCGGGAGCUCUCAGCCCAUACAGGCUACCUCUCUUGCUGUCGAUUCCUGGAUGACAAUAACAUUGUGACCAGUUCUGGGGACACCACAUGUGCCCUCUGGGACAUUGAAACAGGCCAGCAGAAGACAGUCUUCGUAGGCCACACAGGAGACUGCAUGAGCCUGGCCGUCUCCCCAGACUUCAAGCUUUUCAUCUCUGGAGCCUGUGAUGCCACUGCCAAGCUGUGGGAUGUCCGAGAGGGAACUUGCCGCCAGACGUUUACUGGACAUGAGUCUGAUAUCAAUGCCAUCAAUUUCUUCCCCAACGGCGAGGCCAUCUGCACUGGUUCUGAUGAUGCCACCUGCCGCCUCUAUGACCUUCGGGCAGACCAGGAGCUCAUUGUCUACUCUCACGAGAGCAUCAUCUGUGGAAUUACAUCAGUUGCAUUCUCCCGCAGUGGGCGCCUCCUCCUGGCUGGAUAUGAUGACUUUAACUGCAACAUCUGGGACUCUUUGAAAGCCGAGCGUGUGGGAAUCCUGUCUGGGCACGACAACAGGGUGAGCUGUUUGGGAGUAACUGCUGAUGGCAUGGCUGUAGCUACUGGUUCCUGGGACAGCUUUCUGAAAAUCUGGAACUGAAGAAGGAGGAAGAUUGUGGGGAGCCCUCCCCAGGUGUAUAAUUUAUUGAAUACUUCUACUGACACUUCGGCUUGCUCUGUGCAGACUUAAUGAUACACAAGACACUUCCCUACCUAAAGGAGAAGCUCAGGGAAAGGGUCCAUGUUGGCCAAGUUUCCCGACAACCUUUCUUGUCUGUCUGUCUGCUGCCCACCCCUCCCUCCAGCUCAGGGCUCCCUUGAGGCAAUGACCGCUUCAGAAAUAUAACUCAUGGAGAGGCAGCCAGCUUUCCUUUCAUGAAGAGACAGAACACCUUAAUGGAAUCCCAACAUAUUUCUAAAGUCCCUGAAUCGGAGGCAUUCAAACAGCACUAAGAAAGGCAUCCUUUUCUGGGGUACUCCAUACUUGGGGUCACCUGAAUAUUUAUUUUCCAUUUCCAUUCCAUUAGUCCACUUCAGAAACAUCCCAGGCAUAGUUUUGUUCCCUCAAAGAUAUACAGCCUUGAGAGAUUAUUACAGCAAGGACUUUGUUGAUUUUUAAUUACUUUCUCUCCAGUAAGGAUGGAGGAGUAAUUUAGCUCACUGCUUUAACCUAUGCAAUGUAUGGGGGAGCGUUUGCUGCCCUGUUGUGGGCACCAGAACCAGAGAAAAUUUAAUGUAAUUCUAUUUAUUGUCUGCCUGUAGCCACUCCUUUUCACACCACCCUACAAUCCCUCACCCAUCAUGUACUGUGUACUCAGUCUCUUUUCUUUCUCCACCCCUACCCUGUCAUCCUUUCGGUUCUCCUUAGCCACUGCUUUAAGAUGUAACUAUCAUACAGGAGUUUUAUAGCCAAGGCAAAAUAAAGGUGAAACAUCAGAUUGUUGCAAGCUUCAUUCUUCAGGAGUUUGUCUGGGAAGAAACUCUGAAACAUUCAAAAUAAAUGUGAGGGCAUCUUGA
This is a messenger RNA of Pogona vitticeps (central bearded dragon), 2121 nucleotides long. It is a transcript of the gene GNB3, whose product is annotated as G protein subunit beta 3. Lineage: Eukaryota; Metazoa; Chordata; Lepidosauria; Squamata; Agamidae. Gene Ontology annotation, molecular function: protein binding. The record is from RefSeq and is a predicted model, not a curated record. Gene Ontology annotation, biological process: signal transduction.